GGAUUGAGGGCCCCCCUGUGACUGUGCCCCCUCAGGAGGAGGACUCCGCCUUCGCCUCCCAGCGGCAGGUGUACAAGGACAUUGGGGAGGAGAUGCUGCUUCACGCCUUCGAGGGCUACAACGUCUGUAUCUUCGCCUACGGCCAGACCGGCGCUGGCAAGUCCUACACCAUGAUGGGCCGGCAGGAGCCGGGGCAGCAGGGCAUCAUCCCGCAGCUCUGUGAGGAUUUGUUCGCCCGGGUCACCGAGAGCUGCUCCCCCAACCUGUCCUACUCCGUGGAGGUGAGCUACAUGGAGAUCUAUUGCGAGCGGGUGCGGGACCUGCUGAACCCCAAGAGCCGGGGGCACCUGCGGGUGCGGGAGCACCCCAUCAUGGGCCCCUACGUGGAGGACCUGUCCAAGCUGGCGGUCACCUCCUUCGCGGACAUCGCCGACCUCAUGGACUGCGGGAACAAGGCCAGGACCGUGGCCGCCACCAACAUGAACGAAAGCAGCAGCCGCUCACACGCCGUGUUCACCAUCGUCUUUGCGCAGAGGAGACACGACGAGCUAACCGACCUCGACACCGAGAAGGUCAGCAAAAUCAGCCUGGUGGAUCUGGCUGGCAGCGAGCGAGCGGAGUCGUCCGGCGCCAAGGGCAUGAGGUUAAAGGAAGGUGCGAACAUCAACAAAUCCCUCACCACGCUGGGGAAGGUGAUCUCCGCCCUGGCCGAGAUGCAAAACACCAAGAAGAAGAAAUCCGAUUUCAUCCCUUACCGUGACUCGGUGCUCACCUGGCUGCUCAAGGAGAACCUGGGCGGUAACUCCCGCACUGCCAUGAUCGCCGCCCUCAGCCCGGCCGACAUCAGCUACGAGGAGACACUCAGCACGCUCCGCUACGCGGACCGGACCAAGCAGAUCCGGUGCAACGCGGUGAUCAACGAGGACCCCAACGCCCGGCUCAUCCGGGAACUGAAGGAGGAGGUGGCCCGGCUAAGGGAGCUGCUCUUCGCCCAGGGCCUCUCCGACGCCCCCCUCCUCGGCGGCUUGAAGGGGGAGGAGCCCAACAGCCGCCCCCCAGCGCCCCCACGGCCCUUCGACCCCGCAACCGAGCCCCGGUCCCCCGCCCCCCUCAACGGGGGGUCCGAGCCCUUCCCCGCCCUGGAGGAGCAGGACAUCUGCACGGAGGAGGCUAUGGAGAGGCUGCAGGAGACGGAGAAAAUCAUCGCGGAGCUGAACGAAACGUGGGAGGAGAAGCUGCAGAAAACCGAGGCGCUUCGGAUGGAGAGGGAGGCGCUCCUGGCCGAGAUGGGCGUGGCCAUGCGGGAAGACGGUGGCACGGUGGGGGUCUUCUCCCCGAAAAAGACCCCGCACCUGGUGAACCUGAACGAGGACCCGCUCAUGUCAGAGUGCCUGCUCUACCACAUCAAGGACGGCGUGACCAGGGUGGGCCAGGUGGACGUGGACAUCAAGCUGACGGGACAGUUCAUCAAAGAGCAGCACUGCGUUUUCCGGAGCCGCACCGGCCCCGCCGGGGAAGCCAUCGUCACACUGGAGCCGUGCGAGGGGGCUGAGACCUACCUCAACGGCAAGCAGGUGACGGAGCCGCUGGUCCUGAGGUCAGGUAACCGCAUCGUGAUGGGCAAGAACCACGUUUUCCGCUUCAACCACCCGGAGCAGACGCGGCUGGAGCGCGAGCGCAGCGCCCCCGCCGAGCCCCCGCCCGAGCCCGUCGACUGGAACUUCGCCCAGCGCGAGCUGCUGGAGGAGCAGGGCAUCGACAUCAAGCUGGAGAUGGAGAAGAGGCUCCAGGACCUGGAGAACCAGUACCGGCGGGAGAAGGAGGAGGCCGACCUGCUCCUGGAGCAGCAGCGGCUGUACGCGGACUCGGACAGCGGGGACGACUCGGACAAGCGCUCGUGCGAGGAGAGCUGGAGGCUCAUCUCCUCGCUGCGGGAGAAGCUGCCGGCCACCAAGGUGCAGAGCAUCGUGAAGCGCUGCGGCCUGCCCAGCAGCGGCAAGCGGCGGGAGCCGCUCCGGGUCUACCAGAUCCCCCAGCGCCGGCGCCUGGGCAAGGACCCACGCUGGGUCACCCUGGCCGACCUGAAGAUGCAGGCGGUGAAGGAGAUCUGCUACGAGGUGGCGCUGAACGAUUUCCGGCACGCCCGGCAGGAGAUCGAGGCCAUGAGCAUCGUGAAGAUGAAGGAGCUGUGCCGGCUCUACGGGAAGCGCGACCCCAACGAGAAGGAGAGCUGGAGGGCCGUGGCCAGGGACGUCUGGGACACCGUGGGGGUGGGCGAGGAGCGGGGCGAGGGGGAGCCGGGGGGCCCCAGCCCGGCCGUGGACGACCUGCGGGCCCACAUCGACAAGCUGACCGACAUCCUGCAGGAGGUCAAGAUCCAGAACAACAUGAAGGACGAGGAGAUCCGGGCCCUGCGCCACCGCGUGGUCAAGAUGGAGAGAGUCAUCCCCAUCUCCCAGGAGGACGGGGCGGAUGAGGACCUGCCGUACGACUGGAGCUCCCGGCUGUUUGAGGCGGGGCUGGCGGACGAGGCGGGGUCCCGGGACCGGGCGGGGAGCCAGGAUUCGCUGUGUGCCCGGGAGGAGCCGGAGGUGGAGCGGAGCUCCGAGCGCGUGUGCCGGCUGAUGGAGCAGGACCCGGCCUUCCGGCGCGGCCGCCUCCGCUGGCUGAAACAGGAGCAGGCCCGGCUCCAGACCCUCCAGCAGCAGCAGCUCAGCAAGUGCCUCCGGCGCCAGCCCCACGCCCCCGGCAAGUUCGUGCCCCCCCAGGACUGCAAGCUGCGUUUCCCUUUUAAGAGCAGCUCCCACCACCGCUACUCCUGGGGCCCCAACACCGCCUUCAUGGUGGCCGGGGGCGAGGAGCCCGGGCCGGAGGGCGACAGCCCAGGGCAGGAGCCGUCCUCGGGGUCGCCCCAGCACCGCCGGCCCUACAGCCCCGGCGGCCCCCAGCACAAACACUGCAGCCGGCAGCCCCACCAGCGUUCCCACCGGCGCAACUCCCUGGAUGGGGGGAGCCGGGCGAAGCCGUCCUGCCCAGGCACGCCGGAGCACUUCCAGUCCCGCAAGCACAACUAUUACCCGCAGCAGCACCAGCCUUACCCGCAGCACCGCCCGCAGCCGGGCCCCCGCCCGCCCUACGCCGCCCCGCCCCGCAUGCGCCGCCAGCGCUCGGCCCCUGACCUGCAGGAGCAGGAGACCCCAGUGUAGCUGCCAGCCUGGCCACCUCUACCGUGGAGGAUCAUGGCGGGGGGGGGGAAUUAGAGGCAGCAGCCAAGCUGCGGAGGAUCAUGGGAAAGUGAGGUGAGCUGCAGAGGAUUGUGGGAAAGCCAGGGGGCAUGGGCCGUGCUGUGGAGGAUCAUGUGACAUUAAGGCAAGCCACGUUGGAUCAUGUGGAAAUCAGGGAGUGGAGGAUCAUGGGAAAUUGGAGCAAGCCACGUUGGAUGAUGGGAAAAUUACCGCGUGGAGGAUCAUGGGAAAUUGGGGCGAGCCACAGAGGAUUGUGGGAAAACCGGGGCAGGGGGGGCGACUGCGGAGCUGCAGAGGUUCUUGGGACAUUAGGGUGACCCAUGUUGGAACAUGGGAAAAUUGCAGAGCAGAGGAUCAUGGGAAAUUGGGGUGAGCCCUACAGGAUUGUGGGAAAAUCAGGGAGUGGAGGAUCAUGGGAAAUUGGGGCGAGCUGCAAAAGAUUGUGGAGUGGCAGAGGAUCAUGGGAAAGUGGGGUGACCCAUGUGGGCUCAUGGGAAAAUGGCAGAGGGGAGGAUCAUGGGAAAUCAGGGUGAACCACAGAGGAUCAUGGGGAAAAUCGGGCUGUAGUGAUUUGUGGAGAUGGGAGAAAGGGUGGCGCUGCAGGGCAUGAUGGGAAAUGGAGCCUGGAGACAAGUCGCAGAGGAUUAUGGGAAAUCAGCUCCCAUUCUGGGGGGGGGGGGAACUCCCCCAGAAGCCGGCCAGCUGGGCCCCAAGCACCACAAAGGCGGGACCUGUGCCCCCCAGGGUCUCUGGGUGUGGGUAAGGGCGGGGGGACCCCAGCCAUGAAGGCCCCCACCCUGGGGGGUGCAUCGCCCUCUCGGGCCCUGCUCCCCCACGGACAAUCUGGUUGAUUGUAACCCCCCCCCUUCCUGGACACACCAAAACGGGUGCUGGCCCUGGCCCCCCUACCCCAUACAGCUGCUACUGGAGGGGGCCGUGGGGUAUGGGGCUCCCCCCCAAGCCAGAAGAUUGAGGGGCCAGAUGUGGGGCUGCGGGGGGAGCCAGGACUCCUGGGUUCUGUACCCGGGUGGUGGAGGGGAGACAUGCGGGGAUGGGGGGCUGUGCCUAGAUGUGACUCUGAAGAGACAGUUCCUGCAGGCGUCUGGUCCGGAGCCCUCAACCGGGGUGGGGGGCUUCACAGCAAUCCCCCACACCUGGUCCCCAGCUUUGGGGUCCCCCUGCACAAGUUGUGGCCUGUGUGUGUGGUGUGUUGUGUUUGUGCAUGCUGCCCCCUUCCCCCUCCGCAAGUCCGUUCGCGGUGGUUGGAUUAAUUCUUUUGGGGGAGGGGGUAGGCCCAGGAAUUAUAUUGUUUCCCCGCCCCCCUUGUAUUAAACAUGUAAACUGCC
Chrysemys picta bellii (western painted turtle) is the source of this 4591-nucleotide messenger RNA. The record is from RefSeq and is a predicted model, not a curated record. Lineage: Eukaryota; Metazoa; Chordata; Testudines; Emydidae.